Molecule: messenger RNA, 971 nt
Organism: Hemicordylus capensis (graceful crag lizard)
Lineage: Eukaryota; Metazoa; Chordata; Lepidosauria; Squamata; Cordylidae
Gene: PDRG1
Product: p53 and DNA damage regulated 1
Exons: 5
Coding region: 135-536 (133 amino acids)
Biological process (GO): protein folding
Cellular component (GO): prefoldin complex
Source: RefSeq, a predicted model, not a curated record
ACCCCGCCCACCAGGAGCGCGCGCCGGAACCGGGCCUAGCCGGUUGCCUAGGUUACCACCGCCCGCCUCGAGUGCGGCGAGGCGCCUGCGCGGAGAGGAGUCCGACUAGGCCUCGGUCCUCGCUGCUUCUCGCCAUGGGCGAGCGAGACCCGGAGUUCGUGCUCCGCUACCUGGCUCAGGUAGAGGCGCUCGCCGAGGAGGUGAUGGCCUGCAGGCAGCAGAUUGUGGAUCUGGAUCAGAAACGCAAUCAGAACCGGGAGGCACUGAGAGCUUUAAGCAAGGAGCCCAGCGCUUCAGAUAAAGUCAUGGUUUGCUUUGGGAACAUGUUUGUUCAGCUUCCGAAAACUAAGACCAAGGACAUGCUGCAUAAAGAUCAAGAACUCUUAGAUGAAGAAAUAGCCAAAUUGCGGAAAGAGCUAAAAGUGAAGGUCAACCAUCUCUUGGAAGCUCAAGGUAAGCCAGAGUUGAAGGGCUACAGCCUGAAACCCCUGAGCACUGAAGAAAUGUGCUUCAUUAAAAAGGUGCUGGAAGGCUGAAGCGGUGUCAUCGCAUGGACUUAGCAGCUCUCUCCCACAAACCCAAACCCAAAGGGAAUCGCUCACAGUGCCAAAGAUUGCUUCUCCUGCAAACGCACACUUCUGAAGCUGGUGUUUCUUGAGCUGUUGGAGCAUCUGCUUUCUGAGACACUCCAGCCGCCGGUGAGGUUUCCUGCAAGUCUGAAUGGAGGAACAUGCUUAAGCAGAUCAUUCCCUGCAGUUUGAGCAUUGAAACCUGAAGAGCCGGACAGCUGGAACAGACCACCGUUUUGUCAUUUCAAGCUGAUGCAGUGUUAAAUAACAGUUGGGCUGUUCGUUUUUAAGUGCUGGAAAGGAAGUGGUAGGACUCGAACAGCCAUGCCACUCUCUUCCCGGAUGCGAAUGCUUAGUUAAAAAGCGUGGCGUUGUGGUAAUAAAUUGAAUUGUACACUUAUA